AUGCAAGCAGCAAAUCACCUCCACAAAGCCCUGCACAGCAACACUCUUUCCCUAGGAGCAUGGCAAAUGCUCCCGGGCUCAAAUCUCUCUCGUAUCCUCGCCCGUAAAGGCCCAACAUGGAUCUGCGUCGACACCGAACACGGCAACAUCAGCGACAGUGCCAUGCACGAGUCCGUCGCCGCUAUCGCUUCCUGCAAUGUUUCCCCCAUCGUCCGCACUGUUUCCAACGAAGGCUGGAUGAUCAAGCGCGCUCUGGACGCUGGAGCUCAUGGCAUAGUCAUCCCUCAACUAAACACUGCUGAAGAAGCCUCGGCGGUGGUGAAAGCAGCAAAGUUUCCUCCACAGGGUAUCAGAGGGUUCGGAAGCCCAUUUGCAAUGGAGAGGUUCGUGUCGAAGUCAGGCAGCGGCGAACCAGUCUCAGCGGCCGAGUACUUGCAACAAGCCAAUGAUGCCCUCGUCACCAUCAUCCAGAUCGAAACCCAACAGGCACUGGACAAUGUAGACGCCAUCGCCGCAGUCCCCGGCGUAGACGUCUUGUUCGUUGGCCCCUACGAUCUAGGCAACAGCAUCGGCUACCCCAUCCUCAGCGAAGGUAUGCACGACGAGCUCAAAGCUGCCAUUGAGAAGAUUCAUGCCGCGGCAAAGAAAGCUGGCAAGCACUCGGGCAUUUACUGUACAGAUGGCGAUCAAGCGAGACAUUACGCGGACAGAGGGUUCACAAUGAUCAGUUGUAUGACGGACUCAUUGGCUUUGGGUCAAGGCGUGAGUACGGCAUUGGGCAGGGCAAAGGGAUCUUGGGGUCAUGCUGCGUUGCAAGGUGUCAAGCAGGGUGCAAGUAAGAUUGCUGGGUCGACAGGUGGCGGUGGUAGUGGAUCAGGACCAUACUGA
This is a messenger RNA of Aureobasidium pullulans EXF-150, 888 nucleotides long. RefSeq names its product 2,4-dihydroxyhept-2-ene-1,7-dioic acid aldolase. The coding region runs from base 1 to 888 and encodes 295 amino acids. NCBI's taxonomy places the organism in Eukaryota, Fungi, Ascomycota, Dothideomycetes, Dothideales, Saccotheciaceae. Gene Ontology annotation, molecular function: aldehyde-lyase activity. Gene Ontology annotation, cellular component: cytoplasm. The transcript has a single exon. The record is from RefSeq and is a predicted model, not a curated record.